AUGAUGGCUGCCACCGCCACAGCUGCGGCUAGCCAACCCUCAACUCUCAGCAAUGGCAGAGCCAAUGCCCCUGCUCCUGCUCUCUCUUCGAGCGCACCAUCUCCAUUCCUUGCUCAGCGCAACCCCUUCAAUAAUGCCGCCAUUAUCUCAUGCUCCUAUCCAGGCUUCUCCAAACCCCAAGAAGUUACUCUUGUCGGAAGGCAGGAGGCCAAUCAUGAGACGGAAGACAGCAGGUGGCUGGACACCCAACUUCAUACACCAGCAGCCAACUCCCAGCAACAGUGCACCUCCAUCUCGCCCUGGGACCCGCGUUCUCCAGAUGGCGAGCCCUCGAGAAAACGGCAAAAAAUCAUGUCAACGCCACAAAGGAUAGCACCAGAAGCAAUGUUGAGCAGAGAUUAUGAACAGAAGCCGUCACCUUCCAGGAUGAUUCAAGAGCCCAAAUCAGUUGCUCGGUCUGUCAGCCCAAAAGCUAGUCGUCGAGCAUCCGCCCAAUCACCAGGAGUUGAUAAAGCUCGAGAGGCUGAAGUCACACAGGUCCCAAAGCAAAAGGCUAAGGAGGGCCUGCGGAUAGCGCCCCUCACUCUGGCUAGUGUAAAGUUUCUGGACAGUUCCCAGGUUCCUACAUCAACAUCACACUCCUCUGGAGAGCUCGAGCUCGGAGUGAACGAGAGUCCUCUCAAGCAACACGACAAGUUGACCUCUGGUCCUUCCCUUAAUGAGGGAAUCAAAGGUUAUUGGAAUGAGAAGGUCAACAGUGGCGCUGAUCCAUUGCGCUCUACUUCCAAGCUUUCCGUUCUUCUCAAUGGACAAGGCAAAAAACCGUUGCUUGAGCGGAUUGGCUCGACGAGCUCAUCCUCUCGAGAAGUCAAUGACAAAUCGCUUGACGGCUUGCCACAGACGUUACAUUUCCCUUUUCCUGAACCACACCCGUCCCCUGGGAUGAUUAAGUUCCAACCGAAGGGUCAAACAGAACCGAGAACAAUAGAUGUCGAGCUCUUUGACUCCCUCAUAUACUCACAAGAAGGCGCCUCUUCACCACCGCCCGGCGUUAAACUACGGAAGAUAGAUCAAUCUUCAUCCUCGAGCUGCAGCCAACAACCCUCCUCCCAGACUAAAACCUCAACAAAGCGACCUCUCAAGACCGAAGACCAAGACGAACCUUAUUACGCCCCAAUCGACCCCCGCAUCCACUGGCCUCAGCGCCAUUCCGAGGACUGGCUCCUCGCCAAGAAAGAGGAGAUUGCCCGACGUCCGGGGCGUAAAGCCAACUUCGGCCGCGCCGCCGAUUCUUUGCGUGCACGUCUCCGUGAGCAACAGGAGCAGGCUGGGAAUGAUGCUGGUCGAGCAUGGCUUAACACACUGCCGGAGAAGAUCGCGGCAAACCCUGCUUGGGUGAGGGCGUUGAGAUGGUUGGAGGGGUUGCCCCCCCUAUUAGAAGGGGAAUGUUUUGGUGAGGGUGAGGGAAAGAGUGCAGGCGCCGAGGGAGAAAAGCAGCCAAGUGCGAGAGGAGGAAAGGGAGGGAAGAGAGGGGGUAUGGGUAGGAGGAGGAGGAGGGGGAGCUCGAGCAGCCGGAAUGGGAAUGGGAAAGGAAGUGGCGUGGUUAAUGGGACGUGA
This is a messenger RNA of Thermochaetoides thermophila DSM 1495, 1617 nucleotides long. RefSeq lists its product as uncharacterized. NCBI's taxonomy places the organism in Eukaryota, Fungi, Ascomycota, Sordariomycetes, Sordariales, Chaetomiaceae. The transcript has 3 exons. The coding region runs from base 1 to 1617 and encodes 538 amino acids. The record is from RefSeq and is a predicted model, not a curated record.